This is a messenger RNA of Trematosphaeria pertusa, 1560 nucleotides long. Its product is annotated as NAD(P)-binding protein. Lineage: Eukaryota; Fungi; Ascomycota; Dothideomycetes; Pleosporales; Trematosphaeriaceae. The coding region runs from base 423 to 1139 and encodes 238 amino acids. The transcript has a single exon. The record is from RefSeq and is a predicted model, not a curated record.
GGAAAAAUGGUUUGCAGCAGCAUUCCGGCGCCGUUCCGGCGCAACUUUCUUCCGAGCCAGAGGCUGUGCUAUGCGCUAGGACGAAAUGGUCCGGCCGGGGGAUAUCGCUGGUUAUCUCCACGCACUCGUGGUGCCGGACCCGGGUAUGGAGGGCGCACGAUACGAGAAUGGUGGUUUGAGGAGAUAUGGGAGAAUGGAAGGAUUGCGACGCUGGGCUGGGCUGUGCUGUGGGAGAGGAGAGGGGGGAGUAUAAAGAGAAGGAGGCGGACGCUGGAUGGAUGGAUGGAAGCGUCAUUGACUGCACGCCUCUUCUGCAUUCUUCUCUACGGUUCCUGUAUACACAUACAUCUCCAAUACCCCCGGCCGGAUUUAAUUUAAUCCGCAUCUAUCAUCUCCCUAUCGUCCUUUAGCUACCCGCAACAAUGCCCGGCCUCUCCUUCGUCUGGAACCAAUGGACCAACACCCCGCCCAAGCCCAGCGCCUCGUACGCAGGCAAAACGAUCCUCGUAACCGGCGCCAACGUCGGGCUGGGCAAGGAAGCCGCGCGGCACUUCGUAAACCUCGGCGCGUCGACCGUGAUCCUGGCCGUGCGCUCGCUGGAGCGCGGCGAAACGGCCAAAGCCGACAUCGAGAAGACGACGGGCAAGAAGGACGUGCUCAAGGUGUGGCAGAUCGACAUGUCGAGCUACCAGUCGUGUCUGGACUUCGCGGCGCGCGUGAGUAAAGAGUUGCCGAGGCUGGAUAUCGCGGUGCUGAAUGCCGGGGUCGUGAGGACCAAGUGGGAGGUCUUUGAGCAGGAUGAGAGCACGAUUACGGUGAACGUGGUGUCGACGUUCCUGCUGGCGCUCGCGCUGCUGCCGAAGCUGAAAGAGACGGCCGCGCAGUACAACACCAGGCCGACGCUGUGCAUCGUGUCCUCCGAGGUGCAUGGCUGGGCCAAGUUCCCGGAGAGAGAGGCGCCCGACGGAAAGAUCUUUGAGCGGCUGAGCACGAAGCCCGGGACGCUGGAUCAGGGGAACAGGUACCAGGUGUCGAAGCUGCUGGAGGUGCUGUGUGUACGGGCGAUGGCGGAUCGGAAGUCCGCAAGCCAGAUACCCGUUACGAUCAACUGCGUUAAUCCCGGGUUUUGCCAUUCGUAAAUCCUCCCUCCGUCUCUUUGCAGAAGACGUUGGCUAACCCAUCCAAGCGAACUCGGCCGCGAAGCCGGCUUCUCCUUCAAAGUGCUGAAGUUCUUCCUCGCGCGAUCCACCGAAGUGGGCAGCCGCACGCUUGUCCACGCCGCGACUCAAGGCGCGGAAACACAUGGCCAGUACUUGAGCGACUGCAAGGUUGCGCCGCCGAGCGAAUACGUCUUGAGCGCGGAGGGCUACAAGGACCAGAAUCGGGUGUGGGAGGAGUUGUGUGCGAAGCUGGAGGCGGUUAAGCCGGGCAUUACGCAUAAUUUGUAAGAGCGUUGGUAGGCAGGCUUCGAGAAAUCCCCCUCAACCUAUCCCAUUUCUAGUACGUUGUUAGUAGGGUCUUCGCCGACUAGCCAUGUCCAGUACCCUAGCUCCAUAACUC